AUGUCUUUCCAAUAUCCAUUGAGAAACUCCUCAGUGGGAGCUUCCUUAUCAUCUGCACCCCCAGAAAAAAUAUCAGAAGAUCCAUCGACAAAUAAAACUCCUCAGAGUACUGUCACGUGCGCCUACCAUGCUUAUGUUGCAGGUUAUUGGCGUACUAUCACAGUUUUUUGGUGCAAGAACCUUAUGAAUCACACCCUCAACCUCGUUAUCAAUAAUCUUGAAGGUGAAGUUUGUUACAGUUGCAAGAUUGACCUUAAGCCUUGGCUUUUUUGGAGCAAAAAAGGGGGUAAGUCUUUUGAGCUUGAAGGGUGCCAAGUAGAUAUACAUUGGGAUUUCCGAUCAGCUAAAUUUUCCGGGAGUCCUGAGCCGGCUAGCGAUUAUUAUGUUGCUAUAGUUUCAGAUGAAGAGGUUGUUUUAUUGUUGGGAGAUUACAAGAAAAAGGCUUAUAAGAGAACGAAAGCAAGACCGGCUCUUGUUGAGGCUAUCCUAUAUUUGAAGAAGGAAAAUGUAUUUCACAGGAAAACCUUCUCAACCAGAGCUAAAUUCGACGAAAGGAAAAAUGAGCAUGAUAUUAUUGUAGAGAGUUCAACAGGAGGAUCAAGAGACCCUGAGAUGUGGAUUAGCAUAGAUGGAAUCGUUGUGAUUCAUGUUAUGAAUCUACAGUGGAAAUUCAGAGGGAACCAAACUGUGAUGUUGAGCAGGCAACCAGUGCAAGUGUUCUGGGAUGUCCAUGAUUGGCUGUUUAGUACCCCUGGCACUGGCCAUGGCUUGUUCAUAUUCAAACCAGGGGUUCCAGAACCAAAAGAUGACAAGGAUGGCAGCAGUUAUGGUGGGCUGAGUGAUACUAGUGAUGGGAGUAUGUAUUUUUCUACCAGGAGUAUCUCAGCAACAGCAGAAUUCUGCCUUUUCCUUUAUGCCUGGAAGAUUGAGUAA
This is a messenger RNA of Populus nigra (black poplar), 933 nucleotides long. RefSeq lists its product as uncharacterized. NCBI's taxonomy places the organism in Eukaryota, Viridiplantae, Streptophyta, Magnoliopsida, Malpighiales, Salicaceae. The record is from RefSeq and is a predicted model, not a curated record. The transcript has a single exon. Bases 1 to 933 code for a protein of 310 amino acids.